ACGAAAACCAAGGGUUGGAUUCGGUUAUCUUUCAAUUAAAUAUUGAAAAAUGGCCGAAGAUGGACCGCAACACGUUCUUUUGUCAACUGAAGCCGAGAUCUUGAUCGAAAAUCUUGUUAAAUUUCCCAUAAAAGAAAUCGGGAGCCCUCGAUGGCAAAAACAACAUGAAUACUUGGAAAAGAUUAAUAUGCAAUCCUUGGUCAGUGCAAGCGCAAAUGAGGACGAAUUCGUUAAAGAAUUGCUCAUAUCACUCGGUAAAGUACAAUUUAUAAUCGAAGACCUCAUUUCUAUAGAAGUUUGGAAGCAAUUCGUGUUUAGUGUAAUUGUAAAAACGAACUUUAAACCGCCCACUACUAUUCCUAUUUAUAUGGUGUUAUACCACGAAGCAACAGUCGCUAACCUGCUGGAAACUGUGUGUUUUCAUAAAGAACCAUUGGAGUCUGCAGACGAAACCGUGUUGGAUUUGCUUGACUAUUGCUACAGGAAGUUGUCCUCUGUAGUUGGGGAAACUGAAGAGGAAGAAGAUGAGACUACAGAGUCCUCAAGUACCCUAGAUGAACUACAGAAACAGGCGCGGAAGAUGAACUUUGAAAUUGCAGUCAAAGCUGUUUCAAUCUUGAGGUACAUAACUGAUGCAAUUGAAAGCCUACCAUUGAGUACAAGUGGCAGGUUAAUGAACACACACAACAUACCAUGCUUGCUUGUGGAGUUGUUGGAGCAUCCACCUUGGACAAAACGAAGAGGUGGCAAGCUUAUGAAAUACAUUGAUAGCCAAUGGCAACAAGUAGUUGGCCCUGAUGCAUUACAACUCACAAAGAUAGAAGGGCAAGUCUGGCUGGCCUUGUACAAUGUAUUAAUGAAUCCAAUCUGUAUUUCUAAGUACAAUUUUAGCUCUUUCAACAAGGAGCAGAUUUUAAAACUGCGGUCACACAUGAAUGAAGUCCUGAUGGAUCAGUUACCAGUGUUAGGACAACUGCAAGCAUACCUACAGCAACUAUCCAUGACUGAACCAGCAGCUCCGAAAUCUGAUUUAAUCUUGGAACAACUACCAGAAGUGAGAGACCAAAUAAUGAGAGAAAAUACCGGGAAAUGGAAAGCGAUUGCCAAAUACCAGAUGAAAAAUUUCUUCAACCCAAAACCAGAAGAAAUACAGCAACAAGCACAGAGGUUGGCGGACACUUAUAAUUUCGAUGUGAUUGAAUCGCUUAUAUCAGAACCACCAAAGUGUGCAUGCUGUGGGGCUGAAGCAGCCAAGAGAUGCUCAAGAUGUAAGCAGGAGUGGUAUUGUAAACGGGAAUGCCAAGUAAAGCAAUGGGAAAAGCAUAAAAAAGUGUGUGAUGUAAUGAAAGAGCGUUCUACAUAAAGCACAUACUGAAUUGGUUUUCAAAUAUAUUUUAAAUGUUAUAGUGAUUACAUACUGUGAAUACAAAAUCUGGUUUCUUAGU
Messenger RNA from Ciona intestinalis (vase tunicate), 1445 nucleotides. RefSeq names its product zinc finger MYND domain-containing protein 10. Gene Ontology annotation, cellular component: cytoplasm; centriolar satellite. The record is from RefSeq and is a predicted model, not a curated record. Gene Ontology annotation, biological process: inner dynein arm assembly; outer dynein arm assembly; motile cilium assembly. Lineage: Eukaryota; Metazoa; Chordata; Ascidiacea; Phlebobranchia; Cionidae.